AUGAGAAUCCCCAGCACCAGCAUCACAGCCCUCGCGGCCACCGCUUGCGGACUCGCCAACGCCAUGCGACUGCCCAGCCUGACCGAGCUGGGGCCCCUGCUCUUUGAUUCCACGGCCGUGCACGACGAGCUCGAGGGCCGGGCGACGAGCUCCAGGGUCGCGCUGAACGGCUUCUCGUAUGCGCCGAUGAAGUGGACGGGCGAGAUCGACGACUCGGGCAAGGAGUACUCGUUCUACGGCACGAUGCAGGAAGUCGAGACCCAAGCCCAGAAGGUCAACCCUGAUUUCCAGAUGAGCGACCCGAACGCCAACGCCACGGCGCUCGCGAUGAAGAAGAUCCCCAUCGAGGGCCCGUUUGGAUACGUUACCUGUCACUCGGACACCUGGAAGGCCUAUACAGUGGAGAUCAGGCGCAUAGUCAAGUGGCAGUGGAAAAUCAAGGUGAAGUGCUCGCAGAGGCCGAACACGUGCUCGCAGGUGCAAUGCGCGAGAAGGGGCCAUGAGAGGUACAACGGACACUUUAUCACGUGGUGCAACCUGCGCGACUACGAGAUCACCGAGGACUGUACAGCGAUGGCCUGGGGCACGGAGCAAAUCCUGCAAUACUGCAGACAGCACUUUGCUGCUGGCCACAACAAGAAUAACGACUACAGGACCUACGUCGGCCAGAGCGAGUAUAAAAUACGCACGCCGACGACAGACCCGCCGUGGUCCUGA
This is a messenger RNA of Anthostomella pinea, 717 nucleotides long. Lineage: Eukaryota; Fungi; Ascomycota; Sordariomycetes; Xylariales; Xylariaceae. The record is from the annotation of a GenBank genome assembly.